AUGGACCGACUGACGUGGGCCUUACUCUCUGCUACGUUCACGGCCACGCUGUGGGCAACAGCCCAAGGAAUCUACGUGGACACUGGGAAUCCAUAUGACAACGGAACCCUGGAGGUGAACACGUUAACUAUCAGCCAGCACGACGCACCACUGCUCACUAAAGUCUACUACCCCAACAAGAUCGACACCUACGCAGUCCUGUUCUUCACCGGUGGUCUGCUAGGAUACAUACCGGUGGAAAGUUACAGUAUUGUGUUAAAGGCGGUGGCCAGUCACGGGUUUGUUGUGGUCGGAGUGGACUACUUGCCUCUCGCAGACGAGAGGGACAGAACCCCGGGACAAGUAGGGAGUCAGACCAAGAAAUACUUGGAGGAACUGCAGUGGGUAACACAACACCUGGAAGAAAGAAUCGCACUGCAGCUCAACCAGAGUGGACUGGUACCAGCCUUUGACCACCUAGCGGUCGGCUGCCACUCUGCAGGAUGUGACCCUAUCGUGGACAUGACCGAGAAGAAUCACACUUUUUCAAAGGCUGCACUAUUCUUGGAGCCAUUCAGCUACCACUUUAAAACCCCUGUGAAGUUUAGAAUGUCUGCUUUCAUACUCGGCACGGAGUUCUCGACACAAAAGCCCAUGUGCAUCUACCCCGCUGAGGGGUACAAUCACUUCUACGACUUCUGGCAGUGUCCGAAAAUUGUAAUGAAUGUCAAGGGCCAUGGCCAUUGCGAGAUCUUGGAUCCUCCUACGUAUGCAGAGUGUAAGUUCGCCAAAGCUUGUAAGAUCAACCCUGACGCAGAUCUCAAGAAAUACCGCAGCUUUAUCCAGGGCAUCAGUGCAGCCUUCCUCACCACCACUCUACAGGGGCGGGACAAACUACAGUACAUCACUAACACUACACUACUGCCUGUGCAGCUACUGGAGUUUAAGAAAGACUUGGACUGUUGAAGGGAAAGACUCAAAUCUGGGACUUGGAAAGACGUCAAUGUAUUCAUCAAUUUUCAUAUUUGUAAAGUCUUAUGUUUGCAUCAGGCACUUCCUAUAGUCACGUUACAGAAAUAGACCAAGGAGAAUAUCAAGGAUGUGCGUACAAGUAAAGACAAAGCCUACAUGUGACCAUAGAGAUAUGCCCGUCCAUUCUACACGAUCAAAUGUGUUUUAUGCAUUGAGUACCCGCGGUUUACGUACUUAGGGUCUGGAACAUUUGUAGUUCAG
Molecule: messenger RNA, 1212 nt
Organism: Branchiostoma belcheri (Belcher's lancelet)
Lineage: Eukaryota; Metazoa; Chordata; Leptocardii; Amphioxiformes; Branchiostomatidae
Exons: 7
Coding region: 1-945 (314 amino acids)
Source: RefSeq, a predicted model, not a curated record